CACUAUUCUCACCACUCAGUUCUUCCUCGCUCACUACAUACAAUAUACUAGGACCUACCAAGUGCCCCCUAUUGUAUCAUUUACCUGAUAUGCCUGAAGAAGACGCCAUUGAGCCUGCUAGUCGAAUCCAGUUCGAUGACGGAAUCCAUCCUGUGCAAUCUGCCCGUCGCAGCGCCGUAGGCCGCCAGUCCAAUGCGACCGACCUCGAUGACGAGGAAAAGGCUCAGCGAAUCGCCAACACGGAUUUGAAUGUGAAGCACAAACAAAACUACUCAGGCUUCCUCCUCCUCUGGGUCGCCUUCCAGUCCACCGGCAUCAUCUACGGCGACAUUGGCACGUCGCCGCUCUAUGUAUACUCGUCGACCUUUACAAGCCAGCCUUCAUGGGAUGACCUGGUUGGCGCCCUGUCCAUCAUCAUCUGGUCGCUGACCCUGAUUGUCACCAUCAAAUACACAUUCAUCGUCCUCCGCGCCGACGACGAUGGUCAGGGAGGCACCUUUGCCCUGUACAGCCUUCUGGCGAGAUACACGCACAUUGUCAAGGGAGACCCUAAAAAUGACGAUACCGUCAAGUUGGAGCGCUACCUCACCGGCGAGCUGAAGCCAGGCGGGAAGAGCCUCCGCAAGUUCCUGGAGAAUUCCCCAGCGGCGCAAUUUGCCCUCAAGGCUAUUGGUGUCUUGGGUGUGUCUCUUGUCAUGGCUGAUGGCAUUCUCACUCCUGCGCAGUCCGUACUGGGAGCCAUCCAGGGCAUCAAGGUGGCAGACCCGACCCUGACGACUCCAACCAUUGUCGGCAUCUCUUGCGCCAUCCUCGUCCUCCUCUUCCUUAUCCAACCCUUUGGCACAUCCAAAUUGGGAACCGGGUUCGCCCCCAUCGUCACCGUGUGGCUCCUCUUCAACCUUGCUUCCGGUAUUUACAACCUCGCCGUGCAUGACCACACCGUUCUCAAGGCAUUCAGCCCACACUACGCCUUUACGUAUCUUAUUCGCAAUGGAUAUGAUGGUUGGAAGUCACUUGGCGGUCUCUUGCUCGCCUUUACUGGUGUAGAGGCUUUGUUUGCGGACCUUGGAGCCUUCAGCAAGCGAGCCAUCCAGAUUUCAUGGCUAUGCUUGGCCUAUCCUUGUCUCAUAUUUGCCUACGCUGGACAGGCUGCGUUCAUCGCCAAUGACAAGAGCGAGACAGCUUUUACCAACCCGUUCUUCUAUACUGUACCGCCAGGAAGCUUCUACCCUAGUCUUGUCAUCGCAGUCCUGGCUGCUAUUGUUGCGUCCCAAGCCAUGAUCACGAGCACAUUUCAACUGCUCUCGCAGGUCAUGCGUCUCUCGUAUUUCCCUCACAUUAAAGUCGUGCACACGAGCAACAAAUUCCACGAGCAAGUAUAUAUGCCCAUGGCCAAUUGGCUUCUCAUGAUCGGAACUGUUGCUGUCACUGGAAUAUACAACACUACCACUUCGCUCGGACAUGCCUAUGGAGUCUGCGUCAUUCUUGUCACAUUUAUUUCGACCUGCAUGGUCUCCCUCGUCGCCAUUCUUGUCUGGCGCAUUCCAUCAUUUGUUGUGAUACCCAUUUUCCUCAUUUUCGCAGCCCUCGACGGUGCUUUCAUGUCCGCAGUGUUGACCAAAGUGCCCGACGGCGCUUGGUUUACUCUCCUCCUUGCAUUCAUUCUAUCUUCCAUCUUCAUCCUCUGGCGCUUUGGCAAGGAAGCGCAGUGGUCUGCAGAGUCACUGGACCGCCUGCUGCCCUCUGAUGUCCUCUCCGACUCAGACAGCCAGAAUUCUUCCUCUGUCACCAGACUCACCGAGUCGUUCGGCAGUACGCCAGUCAGUACCGUCCCCGGACUGGGCGUCUUCUUUGACAAGUCUGGCGAUUCGUCGGUGCUCCCUGUUAGCUUCGCACACUUUGUGCUGAAGUUUGCAGCUCGUCCCGCUGUUCUAAUAUUUUUCCACAUGCGGCCGCUGCCGGUGCCAUUCGUGGAUUCUGCUGACCGCUUCGUUGUGACACGCACGUCAGGCAUUGCCAACUGCUACAACGUCGUUCUGCGACACGGAUAUGCAGAUGAUGUGGUUCGGCCCGGCAUGGCGCGCGAUCUCGUCGCACAAGUCGAGUUGGUCGUUUCGAGGGCGGCUGCACCUGAUGCCGCGGAAUUGCAAGCUCUGCGCGAGGCCUACAGCAGCCAGAUCGUGUAUGUCUUGGGCAAAGAGACGAUGAAGAUUAAGCGGGAUGGUCGAUUUAAACCAUGGGCCAUCACACGGUGGAUUAUACUGGAAAUAUUCCUCUGGAUCAGAGAGAACUCCAGGACCAAAAUGGCGAAUGUGAAUAUUGAUGUGGACAGGUUGGUCGAGGUUGGCUUCUUGAAAGAAAUUUGAGGGAGUCUGCGACGACUGGUUGGCGUCUAAACGCAGUUGACAACACAAUCUGAAGUAGUAAUUUACAAAAUUGUGGUGA
This is a messenger RNA of Ilyonectria robusta, 2445 nucleotides long. RefSeq names its product potassium transporter-domain-containing protein. The transcript has 6 exons. NCBI's taxonomy places the organism in Eukaryota, Fungi, Ascomycota, Sordariomycetes, Hypocreales, Nectriaceae. The record is from RefSeq and is a predicted model, not a curated record. Gene Ontology annotation, cellular component: membrane. The coding region runs from base 90 to 2366 and encodes 758 amino acids. Gene Ontology annotation, biological process: potassium ion transmembrane transport. Gene Ontology annotation, molecular function: potassium ion transmembrane transporter activity.